AUGUCGAUCCCAUCUAUCUCUCGUUUGUUCGAGGCUGGACUGAGGAACUCUCCGUCGCGAUCAGGAUUCUUGGAUUCCUUAGUUCAACAGCAGCUCGAGAUAGCUUCUCGAGAUAUGGAAAUGAAUACGCCUCCGCCUUCAUCCUUUAAUUCGGAGGAUCUCGUAUCCGAUCUUGGCGAAUACUUUACCCGCACUGCAGCAAUAUGGGCUCAACUCACACAGCGGCUCAUUAAAGGCCCUCAUAUUAUCCAGGCAUCCUUCAGGGCCCACGAGCGCUCCAGGACAGAAAGCCGCAUGUCCGACCUUGCUGAGCUCGCCAAAAUUGACAUGGGGUUAUCAAAACUGAGGCAAAUCGGAGAUCUCAGCGACCGAUUUUCUCGCGAGGUCCAACAAGUCUGGUGGCCAAACGUCUCUAUAAUAAAUGGAGGGGGGCAGGAAGUUUUGCAGACCUCUGUCUUACCAUUCUGUGAUAAUAAGAUAUCUUCCAUUUCAGAGUCCGUGUCCUUGACUAAUGAGCCUGAUUCGGCACAUUUUACAUCUCGCAAACUUUUGCCAGACAAAAGCCAGUUGAGCCACGCCGGUAUUGGCGGCGGUGGAUUCGGAUCAGAAGACUCAUCUGAUGACGAUGAGCAAUUCCAAGCUAUAGAUAUGGAGGCCCUUAGACAAAGAGGCAAAGGGGUGUAUCUCUGUCCAAAAGGCAUGAAGUGUGACAAGGGUGGAGUUGAUAAGGACGGCAAUCUUGUCGUCUUCGACAGAAAUUCAUCGUUUGCGUACGUUCCUCUCCUGAUCCGCUGCUCACCUCGAGAAGCGCCGCCAAUCCCCUGA
Molecule: messenger RNA, 825 nt
Organism: Metarhizium acridum CQMa 102
Lineage: Eukaryota; Fungi; Ascomycota; Sordariomycetes; Hypocreales; Clavicipitaceae
Source: RefSeq, a predicted model, not a curated record